Teleopsis dalmanni is the source of this 2738-nucleotide messenger RNA. RefSeq names its product protein abrupt (gene ab). The record is from RefSeq and is a predicted model, not a curated record. Gene Ontology annotation, cellular component: nucleus. The transcript is spliced from 6 exons. The coding region runs from base 70 to 2607 and encodes 845 amino acids. Gene Ontology annotation, molecular function: protein binding. Lineage: Eukaryota; Metazoa; Arthropoda; Insecta; Diptera; Diopsidae. Gene Ontology annotation, biological process: regulation of transcription by RNA polymerase II.
UAUAAAAAUAGCUGCUUUUAAGAAAAAAUCAAAAUAUUUUAUAAAAGUCGCACACACAUUCGUCCUUAAAUGACCGAAUCAACGCAACUGCAAACAACAGAAAACAAUAAUACCGGGGUGGUCAAAAUGGAGCCACCUCCGCCGACGACUUCGACUACCGCAUCUGCCGUGGCCAGUAACACCACAACAUGCGUGUCACCUGCACCAUCCACAGUAAUCGAACAGUUACAAACUCACCAGCAACAACAGCAGCAAUACGCACUGAAAUGGAACGAUUACCAGUCAUCGCUGAUCAACUCAUUUCGACACCUGCGCGAUGAGGAGGACUUUGUCGAUGUAACAUUAGCCUGCGAUACAAGAUCAUUCACAGCGCACAAAGUAGUGCUCAGUGCUUGCAGUCCAUAUUUCCGUAAGCUACUAAAAGCGAAUCCCUGCGAGCACCCAAUUGUUAUAUUACGAGAUGUACGUUCCGAUGAUGUAGAAAAUCUUUUAAGCUUUAUGUAUAAUGGUGAGGUGAACGUCAGUCAUGAACACUUGCCAGAUUUCUUGAAAACAGCACAUCUAUUGCAAAUACGUGGAUUGGCAGAUGUUAGUGGCGGCUAUACUGCUGGAUUAAGUACUUCAACUAAGCCAAUAGCAAAUAAUAAUAAUAAUAUAAAUAGCAGCAACAACAACAAUAAUAACAACAACAAACUUAACUUUUUGACAUCACAGACGCAGAAUAGUAACAGCAGUACAUCAUCACCGUUUACUACGCCAACUGCAGCUACUAUCACACCAACCAACACAUCCACAACUGGCAAUCAAGCAUCUAAUAAUUUAAAUAGUUUGAGUGGGGCCGUCAGCAUUAAUACACCCGCCAUACAAGAAUUGAAAGCUUCCUCAGCGUCACCAGUAAGAAAAACCAAUAACAAUAAAGCAAACCAUCACUGGGAUCUGACAGAUAUCGAGAAUAACCGUAAUAGCCAUCUGACACCACCACCACAGAAGCGCAUCAAAAGCGCUGAUCUAUUUCGUGCACAGCAUGGUAUCAGUCCCGAACGUUUACUACUUGAGCGGGAAUUCCCGGUAGCUGGACAACAUCCCUUAACCCGCGAGCGCAAUCGUGAUAGAAGUCGAGAAACUUCACAUGAUCGCGAUCGUGAUCGUACCAUGGAACUACGCGAAUCACUUCUGGGACAGGCUUUAGAAAACAGUAACGGACAACAACUAUCAAUCAAUCAAAAACAACAUGUCGAUCUUGGUUCAUUGCAUGCGCAAAGCGCAGGUGAAGAUUCAAAUAGUAGCGAUACUGAACCAUCAGAUCGCGGUGAUGGACAACAUGAUGGCACAAUGGAUAGCAUGAACGGUUCAAUUGAUAAUCAGCGAUCUCAUUCAUUUCCAAGCGCUUUCCUCGGUCUGCAGGGUAUACCUGGCCUAUUGCCAGGUCCAUCGGGCAUAAGUGCUAAUGAUUUUGUAUCUCGUCGUUCUUUGGAAAUGCGUGUACGUGCAACCGAUCCCCGUCCUUGUCCAAAAUGUGGUAAAAUCUAUCGUUCAGCGCAUACAUUACGUACUCAUUUGGAAGAUAAGCACACCAUUUGCCCCGGAUAUCGUUGUGUACUCUGUGGUACUGUAGCAAAAUCACGUAACUCGCUGCAUUCACAUAUGUCACGUCAGCAUCGUGGCAUAUCCACAAAAGAUCUACCAGUUUUACCAAUGCCAAGCGCUUUCGAUCCAGAUCUAGCCUCACGUCUACUAGCCAAAGCUGGUGUCAAAAUAUCUCCAGCAGAAUUGCGUGCUCGUGCUUCACCAACUAGCGGUGGCAAUGGAGGCGGACAACCAAAACUGGAUUUGACUAAUGCUAGCGGUGGUACAAAUGAUGAUUGCGAAGAUUCUGAUGAUGAUCCAGAGGAUUUGACCACAGGCAGCGGUGCUUAUGGUUUGGGUUCAAUUGGUGGCAGCAAUAAUGGCGGUAAUGACUUAAGUCGCUAUCAUGAAAGUUUAUUAAGCAAUUUCGGACAUGCCAAUACCACAAUUUCUCGCAUACGUAAUGAGGCUGCAGCUGCUGCAUUGAGUCAACAGAAAGACCUCUCAAGUGGGCAAAUUCCUACUAGUACAGCAGCCAGUCAAUCCUUGUUAGAUACGUAUUUGCAAUUUAUCACGGAAAAUACAUUUGGCAUGGGUAUGUCUCAAGAACACGCAGCUGCAGCAGCAUUACAUGCAAAAAUCGCACAAUUAAAUGCUAUGGGACAUGGUUUGGAUAAGCUACCACCAGGUCUAUUGCCACCACAAUUUGAUUUAUCUAAAAUUGCUGCACCAACCGCUAGUUUUGGUGGUAGCAGUAGCAAUAAUACCGGCCUCACCAUAGAACCAAUUAUGCGACGAGACCAGACAAAUGACAAUGGUCCUACGCCUUUGAGUAACUCUGUGAGUGCAAUAGCUGGAAAUAACAAUAUAGUAAGUAGCAAUAAUACAAGCAAUAGUAAUACUAGCGCCGAUAUACGACGUGACUCAUCCGAGCCAAUGGACUUGGGUCUCGACAACAAUCAGUCGGGCAGUAAUAAUGAUGGUGCCAAUUCUGAAGCCGAGGAUAAUUACUCCGAAGAUGAAGGCGUUCACAAUACAUAAACUAACGCUGAAACAACAAUUAUAAAUUAUUAAAGCAUUUUAAUAUAUAUAUAUAGAGAUAUAUAUAAAUACAUAAAUAUUUGAAUUCAGUGUGUGUGAGUAACAAUUUAAGUCAGUGUAUAGAAGUUAAU